AUGCAACCAUGUUGGGUAUGCAAGUGGCUCGAAUGGGAUGAAGACUGGCUCAUCAGUGUGGAAAAUGUCGACACAACGCCAAUCGUAAAACCGGAUUUUUAUCGAUUGAUCGGCGAUCGGCAUGUAGAGUAUGGCGAUGGUGGCAGUUCAUUUCUUGUUUAUCCUGUAUGGAUUCAAGAGCAUCUGCCAGUAAGUGAAAAAUUUCGAGAACAUCUUCUGGAAACCCUCCAAGCGCUCAAUGAACAACGACAUGAUUACCAUGCAGCUCCCUCACCAGUAGAAGAUAUUAUUGAUCCAGAUCUACUUGCUUUUCGUCCUCCAUCAUUCGAUCGAACGAAAUGGAUCGAACAUCGGCGACGACAAUUAGAACCUUUUGAAAGAGCAUCGAGAUAUUUCAAGCGUGAUUUAGCCGAUGGAGAAUAUGAUCAGUUAUCAGAGCAUGAACAACUGCGAGAUACUUAUCAAUGGUUACCAUCCGAAUUCAUUAUUCAAACCGAUGGUAGAGUAGACAUUCGAAAACCGAUUCUUCAUUUACCAGUGAUACCCAAAUAUCGUCGAACGUACGGUGCAAUCGCACAGAUUUUUCAUGCCAUGUUGCCAAUGUUUCAACAAAUAAAAGCGGUCGCAAAGGAUACAACCAGAGAGCAACGCUUGCAAGUGAUUGUCAAAGCACAAAGUUAUAAUAUGAAAGCUGGUAUGAAAUAUUCGGGUCAUUGGCAUACAGAAGGUCAAACAGAAAAUAUUGUAGCAGUGGGUGUAUACUAUUUACAUGUUGAUCCUGUACUUGAAGGAGGUGCCCUUAAAUUUCGUCCAAAAAAAGCACCUCAAGAUUGGUAUGAGGGAAUCAAAACUGACUUUGAAGUGGCUUCGAUUUGCACUGGUACAGCUAUAGUGUUUUCGAAUUCGAUGCCACAUCGUUUUCGACAAAUUCGCAAUUUGACUUCAGAUGAUGGUCGUCGUCGAACAUUUCUGAAUUUUUUCAUCGUUGAUCCCGAUCAACCAAUAAAUCUUCAGUUGAGUGAAAUCGUUCUGACACCGAUGGAUAUGAUCGUGAGUAUAUUACGACAAUGGAAUCAAGGACAAAUACCCGAUUUAGUCUUGGAUAAAAUUGUGCGAAUCUUACAAGUAUCAUCGCCAUGGCAAACGCAAGACGAAUCUAAAAUAUUUCGGGCACGUGUGCGAAAAGCAAUGCUGGAGGAAAAAACUGGAUGGGGAUGGAUCUGUUGGGGUAAUUGUGGAACAACGGAGUUUGUUCGAGCACUGUGUGCUUGGAGUGUCCGAGAGAGACAGGAAGCAAGAGGAGAACUACGUCAUACUGAAUCGGAUUCAUAA
This is a messenger RNA of Rotaria sordida, 1332 nucleotides long. NCBI's taxonomy places the organism in Eukaryota, Metazoa, Rotifera, Eurotatoria, Philodinida, Philodinidae. The record is from the annotation of a GenBank genome assembly.